AUCGCGGCCGCACACCGUGCCCCCCCCCCCCCCUCCCCACACUGGCUCUCCGCCUGCUCUCUGCCUUACACCUCACUACUCUGCAACAGCCUCCGGGCAAUUGGAAUUAUGAACACACCAGGCGCCUCGAUGCCGCCCGCGGCAGGCCCAGGGAACGCAGACAACUACAUUAUUGGGAAGAACACACGGCCAGCGAAUCCGACACCACUAUCUGCGCCGCAGGAGCAGCAGGUUAGGGAUCUGUACUACAAGAACGUGCGCGCGAAAUGCGCGCCAGAAAUCGAAGGUGCGUAAUCACACUUCUACCCAGUGCCACCAUUCACUAUUCGACCACUCCUGGCUACACAUGAACCAUCUCCUCGCACGACCCAUACUCACUUAUCCCUUCACAGCCUUUGCACAAUGCGCCCUCGGCCGCACCCUAACCAUGAUCUACGCCUGUCGCCAGCCCCGGCUCGCCAUGAACGCCUGCAUGUUGCAAUACCAGAACCAGGACGAGCUCGAUGCGGCGCGGAGUAAGUGGUUUGAGCUCGCCGAGGAACGAAAGAAGGCGCGCUUGGAGCAUAAGAGGCAGCUCGCGGAUGCAAAGGACAAGCACAAGGAGUGGUGGAAUCUGGAUGAU
Messenger RNA from Macroventuria anomochaeta, 622 nucleotides. RefSeq lists its product as uncharacterized. The record is from RefSeq and is a predicted model, not a curated record. The annotation marks the transcript as partial. The transcript has a single exon. NCBI's taxonomy places the organism in Eukaryota, Fungi, Ascomycota, Dothideomycetes, Pleosporales, Didymellaceae.